This is a messenger RNA of Striga hermonthica, 2337 nucleotides long. NCBI's taxonomy places the organism in Eukaryota, Viridiplantae, Streptophyta, Magnoliopsida, Lamiales, Orobanchaceae. The record is from the annotation of a GenBank genome assembly.
AUGGCGACGCCGGAGCUCGCUCAAACCGACCCAGAGGGGAUUGAAGGAGUUCGGAUGACGUGGCUCAACUGGCCGCGAUCCAAGGUGGAGGCUUCAAAGUGCGUGAUCCCGAUUGCGGCCUCGAUUCAGCCGAUCCGCCCGCACGUGGAUCUGCAGAUCCUUCCGUACCCUCCCCUCCGAUGCAAGACGUGUUCCGCAGUGUUAAACCCCUAUUGCAGGGUUGAUUUCACGGCGCUUAUAUGGAUCUGCCCCUUUUGCUUCAUGAGAAACCAUUUUCCGCAGCAUUAUUCUUCAAUUUCGCAGACGAAUAUGCCUGCCGAGUUGUACCCUAAUUUUCCCUCCAUCGAGUACUCAAUCCCGAAUUACCAGAACGCGCAGAAUUACAACCCUGCCUUUGUUCAGUCUCCGAUUUAUCUGUUUGUUCUGGAUACAUGCAUGAUCGAGGAGGAGUUGGAAUUUGCCAAAUCGGCUCUUAAACGGGGUGUUGGGAUGCUUCCUGAUAAUGCCAUGGUUGGUUUUAUAUCCUAUGGUACACAAGUUCAAGUGCAUGAACUGGGGUUCUCGGAGUUGUCUAAGGUGUAUGUGUUCAGGGGAUCGAAGGACAUGUCUAAAGAUCAAGUCUUGGAGCAGCUGGGACUUGUCUCUGGUGGUAGACGGGGUAUUCAGAAAGGUGGUGGCGGACCUAGCCCAAUGGCUGGAGCUGGUGCCACUGCAGGGAUUAAUCGGUUCUUGUUACCUGCAUCUGAAUGUGAAUAUGCGCUCGAUUCGUUGUUGGAUGAAUUGGCAACCGAUCAAUGGCCAGUGGCACCAGGUAACAGGGCAUUGAGGUGUACUGGAGUUGCUCUGAGUGUUGCAGUAGGGUUACUAGGUGCAUCUAUGGCCGGAACUGGUGCACGGAUUAUUGCGUUGGUGGGGGGUCCAUGUACGGAAGGUCCUGGAGCGAUUGUAUCAAAAGAUUUGUCUGAUCCUGUGCGCUCACAUAAGGAUCUUGAUAAGGAUGCAGCACCUUUCUUUAAAAAAGCCGUCCAAUUCUAUGACGAGCUUGGUAAACAGUUGGUUGCUCAGGGUCAUGUGCUGGAUGUUUUUGCUUCUGCGCUCGAUCAGGUUGGAAUUGCUGAAAUGAAGGUUGCCAUUGAAAAAACUGGUGGACUCGUCGUGCUAUCAGAAAGUUUUGGCCAUUCUGUCUUCAAGGAUUCCUUCAAGCGUAUUUUUGAAGAUGGGGAACAGUCGCUGGGGCUUUCAUUCAAUGGCACUCUGGAGAUCAACUGCUCAAAGGAUAUAAAAAUCCAAGGAAUCAUUGGGCCAUGCACAUCAUUAGAAAAGAAAGGGCCUGCUGUUGCCAACACUGUUAUAGGACAAGGGAACACUACAGCGUGGAAGAUGUGUGGCCUUGACAGGAGUACUUGUUUAACUGUUUUCUUUGAUGUUUCUUCCAGUGAAAAGUCUGAUCCUGCAGGACCAAAUCCUCAUCUAUACAUACAGUUUCUAACUAGUUAUCAGACUUCUGAAGGUCAGAUGCGGCUUAGAGUCACAACUGUAACUAGACGAUGGGUGGAUAGUGCUUUGGGAAAUGAGGAUUUAAUUCAAGGAUUUGACCAGGAGGUUGCUGCUGUAGUAAUGGCUCGGCUAGCUUCUUAUAAAAUGGAAAUGGAGGAAAGUUUUGAUGCUUCAAGAUGGUUGGAUAGGAAUCUGAUUCGCCUGUGCUCCAAGUUUGGGGACUAUCGGAAAGAUGACCCAGCGUCAUUUACAUUGAAUCCCUGCUUUUCGUUGUUCCCUCAGUUCAUGUUUAAUCUGCGCAGAUCACAAUUUGUACAGGUAUUUAACAAUAGCCCAGAUGAGACUGCCUAUUUUCGCAUUUUGUUGAACCGGGAGUCUAUAAACAAUGCUGCAGUCAUGAUCCAGCCAUCCUUAAUAUCAUAUGCGUUUAAUUCACUGCCUGCACCAGCUUUGCUUGACGUCCAAUCCAUCGCUGCUGAUCGUAUUCUCUUGCUAGAUUCGUAUUUUAGUGUAGUUAUCUUUCAUGGAAUGACAAUAGCACAGUGGAGGAAUAUGGGCUACCAGAAUGAGCCAAAACAUCAGGCUUUUGCUCAUCUGUUACAAGCUCCACAAGAUGAUGCUCAAUUAAUAGUUCGGGAUCGUUUUCCUGUACCAAGACUUGUGAUUUGUGAUCAGCAUGGCUCUCAGGCAAGAUUUUUAUUGGCGAAAUUGAACCCUUCAGCCACUUACAGCAAUGCACACGAGAUGAUGAAUACUGGGUCUGAUGUGAUCUUCACUGAUGACGUGAGUCUACAAGUUUUCAUUGAUCAUCUUCAGCGGCUGGCAGUUCAAGCUUCUUGA